Yamadazyma tenuis ATCC 10573 is the source of this 1494-nucleotide messenger RNA. RefSeq names its product cytochrome P450. Lineage: Eukaryota; Fungi; Ascomycota; Pichiomycetes; Serinales; Debaryomycetaceae. The record is from RefSeq and is a predicted model, not a curated record. Gene Ontology annotation, molecular function: iron ion binding; oxidoreductase activity, acting on paired donors, with incorporation or reduction of molecular oxygen, reduced flavin or flavoprotein as one donor, and incorporation of one atom of oxygen; heme binding.
AUGUUUGAUCUGAUCCUCUUACAGUUGACAGCAGUGUUGGCAGUGGUGCUCAUCGCCCAACAACUUUAUCAUCGGUAUCUUGCUCGCAAAUGGGCUUGUGGAGAUAUACUAAAAGUGGACCAGGAUUACUUUGGCAUCUGGCAGGCCAGAAAAUUGUUCGCCGACCGAAAUGAUGGAGUGGAUUUGCAAGAACAAAGAAACCGUUUUAACCGGUACCAUACUGAGACCUUCCGUGAGACCCUCAUUGGUAGAGAGUUGUACUAUACCAGUAACUUGGAAAACAUCAAGGCCAUUGUCAACUUCCAAUUCAAUGACUUUUCCAUCGGUUACCGGUACCCUGCUUUCAAGCCUUUGCUCGGUGAUGGCAUUUUCGCAACUGAGGGCCACAAGUGGAAAGUCGCCAAAGAGGUGUUAAGACCGCAGUUUGUGCGUGAACAGAUCCGGGACUUGGACCACUUGGAGGUCCACAUCAAGAACAUGGCUGCCAUCAUCAACAACACCCACGGCCAAGUGUUUGACAUCCAAGACCUUUUUUUACGCUUGACAUUGGAUGCUUCCACAGACUUUUUGUUUGGUGAGUCCGUCUCAUCCUUGACCAAAAGUGAGUACGAAAUGGGCAAGUACACCUUCGAGUCGGCCUUCAACAAGGUGCAGAAGUACAUUUUUGCUCGGAGUAUUUUGCAAAGUCUCUACUGGACCUACAAUCCCAAAGACUUCCGUGAGUGUCUCAAUGUGAUUCACACCUUUACUGACACAUUUGUGCAGAAGGCAUUGCUGUUGACGCCAGAGGAGUUGGACGCCAAGUCCAAGAAGAACUACACGUUUUUGUACGAGCUUGUGAAGAUCACAAGGCACAGAAAAACCGUGCACGACCAUUUGUUGAAUAUUAUGUUGGCAGGUAGAAACACCACUUCAGCAUUGAUCUCGUCGCUUAUGUUGGAGUUGGCCCGUAACCCGGAGUGCUACGAAAAAUUGAAAAAAGAUGUGUUUGAAAACUUUGGUGAUGGGUCCGACCUAAGUUGUGUCACGGUGGAAUCGAUGAAAAAGUGCAACUACUUGAGGUACUGUAUCAAUGAGGCCUUAAGAAUGUAUCCAUCGGUGCCCCAGAACUUCCGGUGUGCGAAAACCGCCACCACCUUACCUCGAGGCGGAGGUCCUGAUGGUCAGGAUAAGAUCUUCUUGAAGAAGGGCCAGGCGGUGUUCAUGUCCUUCUACACUUUACAAAGAUCGGAGUUAUACUACGGAAAAGAUGCAAAUGAGUUCAACCCCGAUCGUUGGGCCACCAUCAAGAACCCCGGAGCAUUCAUGCCGUUUUUAUCGGGUCCUCGGAUUUGUCUUGGUCAGCAGUUUGCCAUUGCCGAAGCUUCUUAUACCAUUUUGAGAAUCGCGCAAAUGUUCCCCAACAUCAAGUCGUUUGAAACCGAAUACCCUCCCAGAAUCCUGGCUAAUGCCACCAUGAAAUUGAGGGAUGGAGUCAUGGUUUCCUUAAGUUGA